CAUUCACCAGAGAUUUUACCAAGUCAGUCAAGGAGGUUUGUGGUGUUUUAGUCAAAGGUUGUUGAACAUUUCAACAUGAAGGUUACAGACAGUAAUGUGAUUCGGUUUCACCUUCAAGUUUUACAUGAGAUUACUGUAAAGAGCUUAGUGAAGAAAAAGGAGAGACUGUCCGUGAGUGGUGCAAAGAUCUUUGGUGUUCCUCUGGAGAAUUUACCCCGUCAGUACAUUCCUGAGUUUGGACUGGUGCCCUGCUUUUUGGUGAAUGCUUGUUCAUUUCUACUGGAGCGUGCUGGGACUGUUGGCCUGUUCAGAAAACCAGGCUCUCUUCCUCGCAUUAAGACCCUCAGGGCCAAGCUGAAUAGAGGAGAGGGUUGUCUGAUCACAUCCUUCCCCAACGAUAUUUCAACGCUCAUCAAACAGUUUUGCAGGGAGCUGCCGGAGCCAUUGUUCCCCCCUGAGCUCCACGCAGCUCUGCUCCAAGCCCAGGCGCUUUCCAGUCUACAGGACAGGACUUCAGCCCUCCAGCUGUUGUCCUGUUUGCUACCCGCCAGAAACGCCUCCUGUCUGAACUACCUGUUUGACUUCCUUUCUAAAGUCUCCCAAAGAUGCACCGAAAACUUAAUGACCAGCCUCAACAUAGCCACGGUCUUCGCUCCGUGUCUUUUAACGCCUCCCAACAAGGCAGAAAUGUCUGAAAGGCGACUUGAACUCAGAGUUCUUGUCUUGCGCACCUUCAUUGAAAAUCCUCACUUAUUCGGUGUGAUUCCUAAAGCUGUAAUGGACAGUAUGGAUUUUCUGAUUAAUUUCCAUCCUCUGAAAGAUGCAAAGAGAGGUUGCAGAAAAGGACACAGUUUCAAAGGGAUGUGGUCUGUGAAGACGGUGCCCUGGAUUCACGGGAGGUCAAAGGGCAGACCUCCAAUCCCUGAGCGGAGUCCAGAGUCCACCCCAGGAGACAAAGUACCGCUCAGGAGAAGCCUCGGCCUAGAGACUUUCCCUAAUGUCCUGCUGUUCAGAACCUGUAUGCCUUUUGCAGAACAAGGUUUCAGCCCUGUUGGCAAAGAGGCAUGCAAGACCCCGCAAGAAAGACCAGCAAGAGCUCUGCGUUUGGGUCACUUUCAGACGUUCCCCAGAGGACGGGAUGCAGACGGCUCUCCUGUGCACACUGGUGUCGGGAAGGUGCAGUUCACACCUUGGAAAAGACGCAUUUCGCUGUAAUUUUUUAAAUAUUAAGAAGUUGUCAUGUACUUUUGCCCCACAUUACUGCAGAAUUUUAGAUUAUGGUGUCUGAUGGAUCGGUUUUUAUUUAUGUGGCUUGGAACUGUUUAGUGUCUUAAAUAGAAUCUUAUGUUUUAUUUUUUAACUUUUUAAUAAAUGUUUUUUCACUCUUGUAUGGAUGAACUUGCACCAUAGUUUCAUAUCGAGUGAAUAAAUGUUU
Anarrhichthys ocellatus (wolf-eel) is the source of this 1435-nucleotide messenger RNA. RefSeq names its product rho GTPase-activating protein 11A. The record is from RefSeq and is a predicted model, not a curated record. The coding region runs from base 76 to 1215 and encodes 379 amino acids. NCBI's taxonomy places the organism in Eukaryota, Metazoa, Chordata, Actinopteri, Perciformes, Anarhichadidae. Gene Ontology annotation, molecular function: GTPase activator activity. The transcript is spliced from 8 exons. Gene Ontology annotation, biological process: signal transduction.